Varroa destructor (honeybee mite) is the source of this 2613-nucleotide messenger RNA. RefSeq names its product tropomodulin (gene tmod). Gene Ontology annotation, biological process: pointed-end actin filament capping; actin filament organization; myofibril assembly. Lineage: Eukaryota; Metazoa; Arthropoda; Arachnida; Mesostigmata; Varroidae. Gene Ontology annotation, cellular component: myofibril; cytoskeleton. The record is from RefSeq and is a predicted model, not a curated record. Gene Ontology annotation, molecular function: tropomyosin binding.
UGUCCGACCAGCCCAAUUCAGGCCAUCUGGCAUAGCUAGAGUGAACCCUACUGAACCUAGCCACUAGGCCGGCAAAAACCUAAAGCACUCUGUGUAGUGUGUGCAUACGUCGGCGAAUCAAGCAGUUAGUUUCUCGCUCAUUGUACUCGGUCGCUUGGUUGACCUGCAACGUGCUUUCAUUCCCAGUGUUGUUGCGUGUCGCUUUACCACUAAGGGAUAUAACUAAGGUCUAUACCGGAAAAGGAUUACUAAAAAGAAAGUGCUGCUGCAACCUGAUAGUUAGCCAGUGGAUUAGGUGACUUCAACGUCAACGAGUCUUCUGCACGACAAGGAGCCUAAUUAUUGAGCAAAAUGAGUGUCCUAAGUGUGAAGACAACAACGCACAAGAGAACGACGAAGGUGACCACACGAGUCUCUACGUCAUCAUCAGAACUAUCGAGGGAUGGAAGACGCAAGAGCUCUUUUAUCCAGCUCGCUGAAAGGCCAGCUAUCGCGAUGGCUGAGGCGAUGCGAAACGACAUGAUCCGGAAGUACAGUGAAAUGGAUAUUGAUGAGCUGCUUUCGCAACUCAAUGAAAACGAACUUGAACAGCUUUCUGGAAUGGUUGACCCUGACGACCCGUUGAUUCCACCAAGCGAACGUUGUAAAAACCAGACAGACAAAGCUCCAACUGGCCCUCUGAACCGUAGGAAGCUUCUGUCAUAUCUAGAGCAAUACGCCAAAGAACAAGAAGACUGGCCCGAAUUUAAACCCUUCGAGGCGGGAGUAAAGCGGGGAAAAGUUUGGGUAGCGCCUAAAGUAGCGGAACCGAAAGAGUCUAUCGGUGAAAUCUCGGUGGAGCUUGACCUAGAGGAUGACGCCAAGACUGCUCUUGAAUCCGCAACUCCUGCUGAACUUGUUGAUCUCGCCGCAAUUUUGGGCUUGCACAGUAUGCUUUCACAGGACCAAUACCAUGCGUCGAUCGAAAACAAGGGGCAAGCGGCGGGCGCAACCUUUGAAUCCCUCGUCAAAGCUUCAAUGCCCAAACCCGUACCGUUGCUACCUGAAAAUGCGACAGAUACAUCGAAAACAGCCCAGAAGGUUUACAAUGACGACGAUGACAUCGUCGAAUUAAAUUGGAAUAACAUACGAACAGUCAAGCGCGAGGACUUCAGGGUGCUCUUCGAUGGCCUCAAAAGAAAUACCAAUCUAAGGAGUCUCUCGUUGGCCAAUGUCAACCUGACAGAUUCGACAGCUGAACUUCUUGUCGAGGCUUUGAAAGAGAACAAAAGUUUGCGCAUCCUUAACGUCGAGUCGAACUAUAUCUCCGGCAACAUGCUUAAGAAUAUUAUCGAAGCAGCUCUGGCUAACAACAUCAUUACUGAAAUUCGUGCCGCGAAUCAAAGGCCCUCCAUUCUAGGGAACAAGAUCGAAAUGGAGAUUGCUCGUCUUGUAGACGAGAAUCGUUCGCUGCUGUCAAUUGGACUUGAGUUGGCUGUCGCUGAUGCACGCGUACGAGUUUCGCGCAAACUUCAAGAAAAUCGGGAUAGAUUGAGACGCCUUCGCGUGGGUCAAGAAAUUGAGUAACUAAAUUAAGAGAGCCCUUAUCGAUGAUUCCUAUGGAGUUUCAAGCUGGGUCGACGAUUCAAAUUAAACGAGUUGAACUUCACACGAUCAUAUAAGUCAUAAGCUGCAAAGCUUCUAGUGGCAUGGAGGUCGAGUCGAUUUCGAUAAGAAUUGACAUUUUUCUACUACUUAUAACGCAUCCAAUCCAAAUGCCAUCACGAACGCUGUACGUAGGGUAUACACAAACACUCUUAUUAUAAAAACAAAAAAAAAAAGCCUUGCCGUUUAUUUGAAAGUUGUCUGUGCGUGAUUUUCAGCGGCAAACAAAACUUGAUCAAAAACAGUGGACGGUGAUUAAGCAGACGCUAAAUGAAAGUUGCAAAUUACUAAACAUGUCAAAGACUGUAUUGUGCUAAAAAGCCUCCAACAGGAGAAUGGCACAUAUGUUCCAAUGUUGUAUGUGUACCUUACGUGGGACUGUGGACGAGGAAGUGAGCACAUGGAGAUGACAGAGAUCUAUAUUAUGCAUAUAUAAUUAUGAGAAGAAAGUAUGUCUACCUAUAUAUAUAUAUAUAUAUAUAUUCCCACCAUUUUAUUAUCAUUAUUACAUAUGAACUUACCGAGAUGAAGCGGUGAGAGGUCCAAAUGGUUUGCCUUUCUAUAUCUGAAUAAAUUCAAACUACUAAAGCUUACCAAUAAUAAGCUGGUAGAAUGGCGCCCUUGUAAACAUCGACUAUUGGACUUAAUUGUUUUCUUUUUAUUAUAGCGAUGCAAUGCGUUACAAUAUUAUUAUUAGGCGGAAUAAACACGCAUUUUAGUACGCAAAAUCUAUUUUUUUUUUUCUUUUUCUUUUUUAUUUGCUAUUUAUUGGCGCCUGAUGACAAGCUGUUCACUCGGACAGCGCAGUCUUCCAUUUAGCAAUCAAAUAACUGGAAUAUUGAUGUAACGCGGAGCAUUGGAGAAAGCUAAUGGAAGCGAGACAAACUAAAAGGAUUAGGCGAAAUCUUUUUUGUGAUAUAAUUUACGCAAUAAACGUAAUGCUAUAUAAAUGCAUUGUUAAAAUAUUUA